Penicillium paradoxum is the source of this 603-nucleotide messenger RNA. RefSeq lists its product as uncharacterized. Lineage: Eukaryota; Fungi; Ascomycota; Eurotiomycetes; Eurotiales; Aspergillaceae. Bases 1 to 603 code for a protein of 200 amino acids. The record is from RefSeq and is a predicted model, not a curated record. The transcript is spliced from 2 exons.
AUGACAACCGUGCAAUCCUACUACGAGCAGGCCUCAUCCUUCGACUGGAUUGACGCCAUUUCCGGAGAUAACGGGGGCAUUGACCCAAGGACAUUCAAAGUCCACCAGAUGGCAUCCCACCGCCAUCACGCCGAGUCCGACCAACAAGAGUCGGAAGAAACCCAAUCACCCCCACCAUCACGACGACCCUCCCUCGACUACCUGCGGACGAAUUUCCCGCUACAGCUGGAGCACGAACCUCCACUCUCGAGGCCGAACCUCAACGAAUCCUCGCUUUUUGAGCUGCACAACCAAAUCAGCCAAGAUUACCCGCGAGAACGGAGCUACGCCGACUUGCUCCCCGAAGAGGAUCGAGCCUCCGUAACCACGACUUCUACCGACACGGAGUACGAGCGCUGUAUGCUCCCAUUUUGUGGAGCCCUACCACCACCGUCCGAGGGAUCCUCUUCCACCACCACCAACGCCUCCUCCACCACCUCGUCGUCUUCGCCUGGAACCGCAGAGCCUGAGUGGCUCCCUUUGGUUCUUGGGCGAGUUAUAUCAAGCAAGGCCCGCAAGACAUGUCGGGCAUUGAAGGGAAAGCUAUCUGGGACUUCGACGUGA